This is a messenger RNA of Coccidioides immitis RS, 826 nucleotides long. RefSeq lists its product as uncharacterized. NCBI's taxonomy places the organism in Eukaryota, Fungi, Ascomycota, Eurotiomycetes, Onygenales, Onygenaceae. The transcript is spliced from 2 exons. The record is from RefSeq and is a predicted model, not a curated record. Bases 1 to 597 code for a protein of 198 amino acids.
AUGUCACCCUCUUUGCGAAGCCUAUCUCGCGGGCUAAAAGUUGUUGGAAAGCGCGGUCAAUCCUACGUGUUGCUCGACCCACUUGUCCAGCGCAGAGGGAAGCGCUGCCAUGUCUGGAGUGCAUCAACUGAGACUGAUGAGACCGAUCAGGUUGUUAUCAAACAGCCUGAUGAUAGCGACGGUCCUGGAUGGCCAAAUCUUACCAAGGAGAUGCAGAUGCAGGAGUAUUUCCGCAACUCAAAGCAUAUUCGACGGAUGCUUGAUGUGAUACCAACGUUGUCGGAUGCCGAACCCUCAAUGAUGGUACUUGAGCCCUUUGGGAAGACACUCUGGGACCCUCGGAUGACACGGCCGCUCUCUACGGGAGAGACCCGAUCCGUGAUGAAAGGGAUAUUGUUUGGCUUGGGGACGAUACACCACCAAGGUUAUGUUUACACAGACAGUAUGUACAUAUAUGCGUCCAAAUUGCCCCAUCGUCAUGUGUGGUGUGUCAUGACACCGAGUGGGGUGUGCUUAACUGUGCCUCGCCACAACACAACUCGGUUAGAUCCUGACGUCGUAAAAGUUGGGUGGUGUGUUAGUUCGACCCAACAUUAGCACGCCUACUGCCGAUUCCAAACUUGAGCCAAGCAGAGACUUGUCCUGUGCGCCAUAACUUUAGGCUUUCGACAACUCCAUGAGAUGGACGACCUCUGCAUUGAUGCCCUAAGGCCCGAGGCUUGCAAUUGGCCUGGUGAGACGGUUGGAAACUGUCCAAGCUAGUGGCAAAAUCGAUGCGCCUGCCUGUAUUAUGACCCCUGGUGAUUUCAGCCUAUCAGGAAACAGA